AUGCUGAAGUGUAUUCUCGGCCUCGCUUUGGCGGGUGCCAGUUUGUCUGUCCCUCUGGAGGACCGUCAGGSCAAUGCGCCCACUGCCACGAUCGAUAAUGGAGUCGUGGUGGGCACGACUUCCGGAGGCAUCGACUCGUUUUCGGGAAUUCCUUUUGCUCAACCUCCUGUCGGCGACCUUCGUCUUCGGGCUCCGCGAGCGUACUCUGCUCCAUUCCCGGGUGGUACAUAUGCAGCCACCAAGGCUGCUCCAGCUUGCAGGCAAUUCCUUUCCCAGGUCGACAACAUUUCAUUGGGCAACCUUCUCGGAAGCGUAGUGGAUGACGUUCUGGGAGAGGUAUUGAAUUCCCCACUCGGGCAAGCCGCGACAAACUCACAAGAGGACUGCCUGUACAUUACAGUUCAGCGUCCUGCGAACACGACAGCCGAGGACAAGCUCCCCGUCCUUUUCUGGAUCUACGGAGGUGGUUUCGUGUUUGGAUCGAGCGCCAGUUACGAUGGUUCAAAUUUCAUCAAGACCAGUGUGGAACUUGGCCAGCCCAUAAUCUACGUGGCCGUCAACUACAGACUUGGAGGCUAUGGCUUUUUACACGGCAAGGAGCUGGCUGCUGAAGGCGCCACCAAUCUGGUGGCCGAUAACAUCGCCAAGUUUGGUGGAGAUCCCAGCAAGGUCACCAUCUGGGGAGAGAGUGCAGGAGCUCUAUCGGUUGCUGACCAGACUCUGAUUAAUGGUGGUGAUCACACGUACAAAGGGAAACCGCUGUUCAGGGCCGGAAUCAUGAACAGUGGUUCAAUCGUCCCCGCAACGGAUUCAAGCACGCCCAAGCCCCAAGCAAUUUUCGAUCGUGUUGUUGAGGCCGGAGGAUGCUCGGCCGCGAGCGACAAGCUGGCGUGCCUGCGGGCUCUCAGCGGAGACGACUUCCAAAGAGCUGCCACUUCUGUUCCCGGGAUCUUUAGCUACGACUCGAUCAACCUGUCGUACCUUCCUCGUCCGGAUGCAAGCAGUAACUUCUUCCCCGAGUCGCCGGGUGAAGCUGUUCUCGGUGGCCGAUUCGCCAAAGUACCAGUCAUUGUUGGCGAUCAAGAAGACGAGGGAACUCUUUUCUCGCUGGUUCAGAGCAACACCACGACCAACCAACAACUGAUCGACUACUUCACGAGCUUCUUCCCGUCGAACCCGAAUGCUCGAGCGGACGUUACCGGUUUGGCAGAUUUAUAUCCCAACCGACCACUCAUCGGGCAGCCAGACGGAUCGCCUUUCCGGACCGGUGCAUUGAACAAUAUCUACCCACAGUUCAAGCGUGUGGCUGCCAUUCUGGGAGACAUUACGUUUACCCUGACGAGACGUGCUUAUCUUGAUAUUGUCACUAGCCAAGGAGUCAAAGCCUGGUCUUUCCUCGCAACUUUCGCCUACGGACUCCCCAUCCUAGGAACAUUCCACGGUCUCGACGCCAUCAUAGCGUUCGGAGACUCGGCUUCAAGCCUCCAGACCAACACAUACCAGCGAUACUACAUCUCAUUCAUCACUCAGCUCGACCCUAAUGCGUUGGGCAAUGCAGCUCCGCUGGUCAACUGGCCACAAUGGACCAAUAGCACCACACAACUCCUGGAAAUCGGUGCGAAGGAGAAUGGUCUUACGCCGGAUACUUUCCGCAGCGAGGCGUACAAUUAUUUGAGGUCGAGGAUUACGAACUUCAAGGUGUAG
Molecule: messenger RNA, 1704 nt
Organism: Ramularia collo-cygni
Lineage: Eukaryota; Fungi; Ascomycota; Dothideomycetes; Mycosphaerellales; Mycosphaerellaceae
Product: related to triacylglycerol lipase V precursor
Exons: 8
Coding region: 1-1704 (567 amino acids)
Source: RefSeq, a predicted model, not a curated record